AUGCUUCUCGCGGACGAAAAACGCCUCGCAUUGCUUGCAGUCUGCGUUCGCAGCGGAGUGGUGCUGUUGACAACGGCCCUGGAUAUAGCUCUGCCCGAUUAUGACACUUCUAAGUUCAUCACCCCAGAGAUUUCCAAAUACCUGAAACUCACGAAAGUAUCAUGCCUUUCCGCCUGGCCGUGCGGGGUGGGGAUGCGAGACAUGGCAGCCCGUGGAAUGUGCGAUCCAUUGCACUCCUCCAGAACUGCUGGCCAGCUUCCCAGGACUCCUUCGGCGCCCCUGCAAGGAUGGCUGGUGUGGGACUCGGUGUUCUUCGCGGACAUUGCUGCUCGGGGUUACGCAUUUGAACAGUACUAUGCCUUUUUCCCCUUGCUGCCAGGGCUUGUCUCCCUGGUCGCCCCAACCCGCCUCUUCGCUGUCGUGGCGCUGGCCAUCAACGCGGCGGCAUCAGUGCUAGCCACGGGGCCGCCUGGCCCCGGCGGUGGCGGCUGUGGCAGUGUCCUGCGGACUGCGGUCCAAUGGGGUUAUCAACGCCGGCUACCUGGGGCAUUACUGCUGCCGGAGGGCAGUCGCGGUCUGGCCCUCAAGCAAGCUUACAGUACGUUUUGCCUCCGCAACACAUCCACAUCCACAUCCACAUCUCCCCCCACUGGCGACAUGGACCGCAUGCGGCAGCUACACCGGGAGUGGACCAUCGAUAACCGUUGGCCGCGGCCCUGGUGCUCAGCCCAGGUGCCGUACGUGUACGGAUUCGUACAAUCCGAGUACUGGAACGUGGGCUUCCUUCGGUACUGGACGUGGCAGCAGCCCCCUCAGCUGCCCAACUUCCUGUUGGCCGCGCCGGUGGUGCUGUUGUCCGUGUCCGGCCUGGCGGUGUACUGCACCGCCAACUGCCGCCACGUCAUGUUACGACUGGGCCUGACGCCCCUGGAGCCGGCAGAGCCGCCGCCGCGCGGCGCACAUCCAGGAUACGACGACGACGAUGGCGAUGACGGCGAUGACGGCGAGGCGGCGGCGGCAGCGGAGGAGGAGGAUGACAUCAGCGAUGGCAAGGGAGGGGAUGAGGAGGUCGGGGUAGACGGCGCGGCGGCGGCGUGUGGGCCCUUGUCAGCAGCAGGCUUUGAGCCCCAGAAGGGCAAGGCUGCUGAGGCGGAGCCAGGUGGCCAGCCCAGAUUCCAGGCGCCUGGUCCCGACAGCUCAACCGGCCUCCGCCAGAGGCGGCGGCAGCGGCAGGAGGAUUCGGCGGGUUGUUCUCAAGACGACGCUGCCGCUGACGAUGGCGCCGCUGUGUCAUCAGCCUUGGAUGACGGGCCACGGACCCACGGGUCACAUGAUUGGAGCCCGGCGGCCGUCCGCGCCGAAGGGCCCUUGGUUGCUUCUCUAUUGGCGGCUCCAUCUGGCCUGGGCCGACGGGAGGGGGCCGUCAAAGAAGUGAUCGCUCAGGCGCUAGCUGGCAUCGAUGCAUCGCGCGUGGUGGGCAUCAGCGUCUCCGGUCAGCAGCACGGACUGGUGGUUCUGGGAGAUGACGGAGAGGUCCUCCGUCCCGCCAAGCUGUGGUGCGACACGGAGAGCGCUGCUGAGGCAAAGGAGCUGUCUGAGAGGCUCGGGUGGACCCUGGUUCCCAGUUUCACAAUUACCAAACUGCUGUGGCUCAAGCGACAUGAGCCCGCCGUGUUCGAAGCGGUUCGUUGUGUGCUGCUGCCCCACGACUACAUCAACUAUUGGAUGACGGGCAGGAGGGUCAUGGAGUGUGGCGACGCCAGCGGCACGGGAGUGCUGGAUGUGGCUGCUCGGCGGUGGGACGAGGAGGCCAUGGAGGUGGUGGACCCACGGGUCAGAAACAUGUUCCCGCCGUUGGUGGCCAGUCCGGAGGAGGCGAUAGGUGGGUUGCUACCCGAAGUGGCAUCCGAGCUGGGUUUGGCUCCAGGGGUGGUGGUGGCGCCCGGCAGCGGCGACAAUGCCAUGAGCGCGCUGGGGGCGGGUGCCGCGGGCGACGGCGCCACGGUAAUGUCCCUGGGCACCUCCGGGACCAUAUUCUCCAAGUCCCCCCGCCCCUUGCUGGACCGCACGGGGGUCAUCUGCUCCUUCUGUGACACCACGGGAUCCUACCUGCCGCUGCUGUGUACACUGAACUGCACCCGGGUAUUGGAGGAGGUGUGCGGGGCCUUCGGAAUGGAUCACGCGACGCUGACGGAUCUGGCAGGAAAGGAGCCGCCGGGCUGUUGCGGGGUGACGUGGCUGCCGUACAUGAUCGGCGAACGCACCCCCUGCUGGCCGCACUCCAGCGGGGCACUGCUGGGACUUCGACCGGGCUGUCUGCGGCCGGGUCUCGUGUACCGGGCUGCCGUGGAGGGCGCCACGCUGUCGCUGCUGAGCGGCUUCCGGCGGAUGGUGGCUGCGGGUCUGCGGCCCUCCCGCCGGCUGCGGCUGGUGGGCGGCGGCGCUCGGAACCCCCUGUGGCGGCAGAUGGUGGCGGACGUGUUUCAGAUGGAGGUGCUGCUGCCCUCGGAACCGGACUCGGCGGCACUGGGGGCGGCGUUGCAGGCUGCUGCCGUGGUGACGGGAGAAUCCGUAGCAUCCUACGUGUCCAAGUACCCACCGCCCCUACAUAACGAGUCGCUUUAA
This is a messenger RNA of Volvox carteri f. nagariensis, 2625 nucleotides long. RefSeq lists its product as uncharacterized. The transcript has 17 exons. Gene Ontology annotation, molecular function: GPI mannosyltransferase activity; alpha-1,6-mannosyltransferase activity; D-xylulokinase activity. Gene Ontology annotation, biological process: GPI anchor biosynthetic process; xylulose metabolic process. Lineage: Eukaryota; Viridiplantae; Chlorophyta; Chlorophyceae; Chlamydomonadales; Volvocaceae. The record is from RefSeq and is a predicted model, not a curated record. The coding region runs from base 1 to 2625 and encodes 874 amino acids.